CAAUCACACAGCCCUUUUCUGUUCCAUGCAAAAGCCCGUUUGCGCUUGGAUUAUAACUAUGACUCUGGAAGAGAUCCGCGGACAAGAGAACACAAUGGAACACGCAGAUAGGGUGCAAAGUGCAGGCGCAGCCCUGGAAGAGCUGCUGGUCGCUGCUAAGAGGCAGGACUACCUGACAGUUGGAGUUUAUGAAUCUGCUAAAGUCAUGAAUGUGGAUCCCGACAGCGUGGCAUUUUGCGUCCUCGCCACCGACGAGGAAUACGAGUGCGACAUUGCUCUUCAGAUCCACUUCACCCUCAUCCAGGCUUUCUGCUUCGACAACGACAUCAACGUGGUGCGCGUCAACGACAUAGCGCGCCUGGCCGACCUGGUGGGUGCAGACGAGACUGGCGAGCCCAAGGACGCCCACUGCAUUCUUGUCACGAGUCCCAGUGCAAACCCGUGGAAAGAUCCCGCUCUGGACAAGCUGGGUCUGUUCUGUGAGGAGAGCCGCAGUGCUUACGACUGGGUGCCCAGCAUCACGCUCCCAGAGCGCUGAAGUGACAUUCCUCUAACAAUGCAUCACAUGUUGAUGACGAUGAAGAUGAUGAAAAGAAAGUCAAGGAGCUGAGCUUCAGCCAGAGGUGUGGAGCAUUUCUGCCUCACAUGUCUGGAUCAAGAGGCUGUGGCUGUAACCCCCUUGCAAGAGCACACCCUACCAGUGCAUUCUGGGUCAGCACGUUGUUUCUGGAUUACCCUAAGGGAAGGGUUCAAGUUCAGAGAUCAAGUGUGGACAGGGUGCGGCGUAUGUGGAGUGGUCAGAAAGCCUGAUGGACAGUCAGAAGGAUUUAUACUGUACUGCUUAGUGCAUGAAAAGAUGAUUGAGCCAGUUGCUGCCUUUGACAAAAGGCAAUGGGGAACUGAGCAGAGAAGGUCACAGAGAUAUAGACUGUGCAACAAAUGGACAUGUGAAAGUGCAGAGGCUGGAGUGAACCUCAUCAGAGGCGAACAAGGAAGUUGUUGUUCUGGAAGAGGCUAUCUGAAAAUGUCUAAAUGGACUUAACUUUUCUUUACCAGUGCAGCUAUCGGGAAUGUCUUGGAAUAAGACUUUGCUUGCAUAUCCUGAUUUGAACUGUACCUGUGGCACAGUUUCAUGGACUAUUAUUACUUACUUUCAAAUAUGCAGACGAAACAAUGCAAUAUCCAUUUAAAUUGUACUCACUUUUAAUGUUUUGUGAAUAAACAUUUGAUAUCAAACCCA
Micropterus dolomieu (smallmouth bass) is the source of this 1240-nucleotide messenger RNA. RefSeq names its product growth arrest and DNA-damage-inducible, gamma a (gene gadd45ga). Bases 26 to 538 code for a protein of 170 amino acids. The record is from RefSeq and is a predicted model, not a curated record. The transcript is spliced from 4 exons. Gene Ontology annotation, biological process: regulation of cell cycle. Gene Ontology annotation, cellular component: nucleus; cytoplasm. Lineage: Eukaryota; Metazoa; Chordata; Actinopteri; Centrarchiformes; Centrarchidae.